Prunus armeniaca (apricot) is the source of this 1239-nucleotide messenger RNA. The record is from the annotation of a GenBank genome assembly. NCBI's taxonomy places the organism in Eukaryota, Viridiplantae, Streptophyta, Magnoliopsida, Rosales, Rosaceae.
AUGAGGGUUUUUUAUGAGGGCGAGAAGCAUGGCCCUCAUGGGUUAUCUGCGCGGAAGGCCGACAGUGGGCUUGAGAAGGCAGCUCACGCAACUCAGAGGACCCUUGUGUCAUUGUCUUCUUCUGGUCAAGAUGACGGGGAGAAACUCAUCAACCUCGACCAUGGAGACCCAACUAUGUACGAAAGUUACUGGCAGCAGAUGGGUGAAAAGACCACAGUUGUGAUCCCUGGAUGGCAGUCAAUGAGCUAUUUCUCAGAUGUGAAAAACCCUUGCUGGUUUUUGGAGCCAGAGUUUGCCAAGCAGGUUGUGAGGCUGCACAAUCUGGUGGGCAAUGCUGUCACGGAAGGUCGUCAAAUUGUGGUUGGCACAGGCUCAUCUCAGCUCUUCUUAGCUGCCCUCUAUGCUCUGGCUCCAAAAGAUGCAUCUGAGCCCAUAAGUGUGAUUUCUGCAGCCCCUUUCUAUUCCUCUUACCCCUCUAUGACUGACUACCUCAAGUCGGGUUUGUACAAAUGGGCAGGGGAUGCCCGGAGCUUCGACAAAGAGGGGCCGUACAUAGAGCUAGUGACCUCCCCCAACAACCCUGAUGGAUUUGUCAGGCACUCCAUGGUCAACCGAACUGGAGGUAUAUUGGUUCAUGACUUGGCCUACUACUGGCCACAAUAUACCCCCAUUUCGUCGGCCACUGACCAUGAUCUGACUUUGUUCACCGUCUCGAAAUCCACCGGGCAUGCCGGGACACGCAUUGGCUGGGCUCUUGUCAAAGAUCCAGAAGUUGCCAAAAAGAUGAUCAAGUUCAUAGAGCUCAGCACCAUAGGCGUGUCCCGGGAUUCGCAGCUCCGAGCAGCUAGGAUUUUGGAGGUGAUCAUCAACUCCUCCCAAAACCCUGGCAGGCCGGAGUCCGGUGAAUCUUUCUUUAAGAUCAGCCAUCACCUCAUGGCAGAGAGGUGGCAGCUUCUUAGAGAGGCGGUGAACAGGGGCAGAUUUUUUAGUCUGCCUGAAUUCCAGCAAGGGUUCUGCCAGUUCCUCAACCAGGUCUCGCAGCCUCAACCUGCUUUCGCAUGGCUCAAAUGUGAAGACGAAAGCGUGGAAGAUUGCGAAAGCUUACUCAGAGAUCAUAAGAUUUUAACCCGAGGAGGAAGGAGCUUUGGAGUUGGUCCAAAGUACAUCCGCGUGAGCAUGUUGGAUCGGGACCAUAACUUCAACUUGUUUUUGAAGCGACUGGCUUCGAUCCAGACAUGA